This is a messenger RNA of Dermochelys coriacea (leatherback sea turtle), 2298 nucleotides long. It is a transcript of the gene ABHD12B, whose product is annotated as abhydrolase domain containing 12B. The record is from RefSeq and is a predicted model, not a curated record. The coding region runs from base 39 to 1127 and encodes 362 amino acids. NCBI's taxonomy places the organism in Eukaryota, Metazoa, Chordata, Testudines, Dermochelyidae. The transcript has 13 exons. Gene Ontology annotation, biological process: monoacylglycerol catabolic process; phosphatidylserine catabolic process. Gene Ontology annotation, molecular function: monoacylglycerol lipase activity; phosphatidylcholine lysophospholipase A1 activity. Gene Ontology annotation, cellular component: endoplasmic reticulum membrane.
UAAGGCGGCCGGCGCCGGUGCUCGGCGCAGAGCCGAGGAUGAAGCGGCGCGGCGAGCGGAGGGUCGUGCCGCCGCCGAGGCCCCCGGGGGAGGGUCCCGCGGCCCGGGCUUCAGACCCCCCUGGGGGCUCCCCGCGGCCCAGGCGGAGUUGGCCAUCUUGGUUUUUCAAAACCCUAAUUCUGCUUCUCUUCAUUAUUUAUGUUUCCGUACCAUUCCUUAUACGUCUCUUUCCUGCACUGUUGGCCAAGUUUGUCUUUCUCAAUAUUGUGGCAUUUCCCUUUGUGGACUUUGGGAAGCCUGAAUUGCUGCUGAACCAUACUGUAAACUUCUAUCUCACAACCGAACCAGAGGUCACCAUCGGCGUCUGGCAUGUUUUGCCUGGCAGCAGGGGGAUAGAAGCUCAAGGGAAGGACCACAGCUGGUAUGAAGAAAGUCUUGCAGACAAUAAUCCCGUUAUAAUUUAUCUCCAUGGCAAUGGAGGUAACAGGGCUUCAGGGCACCGAGUUUCCUUGAUGAAGGUGAUGAGUGGUGCAGGCUUCCAUAUACUGGCUCUUGACUACAGAGGGUAUGGGGACUCUAGUGGCUAUCCAAGUGAGACUGGAUUUACUACAGACGUCAUGUACCUCUAUGACUGGGUAAAAGCCCGGAGUGGAAAUAGCACAGUGCUCUUCUGGGGACACUCCUUGGGUAGUGGAGUAGCAACAAAUGUUGCAAGGAAACUGCUUGAAGAAAAAGGCAUCCAGGUAGACUUGAUCGUUCUGGAAUCCUCAUUCACCAACAUUCGGGAGGCAGCAGCUCAUAUCCCCAUUACCAGAAUCUACCGUAAAUUCCCAGGAUUUGAGUACUUAAUCCUUGACUCAAUGGCGUUGGGUGACAUAUUUUUCCAUAAUGAUGAGAAUGUUAAAGUGCUGUCCAGUCCCCUUUUGAUUUUGCAUUCAGAAGAUGACCCUAUCUUGCCCAUCCACCUGGGUAGAAAGCUCCUUCAGAUUGCUCUCCGCUCCUAUGAGAACAAAGACAAGGUCAAGUUUGUUGCCUUUCCAGAGAAGCUGGGUUUAGCCCAUGAAAACAUCUGUUCAGAUCCAGAAUUACCAGACCUUGUGAAAGACUUCUUGAAGAACCUCAAAUGAUACCAGCUACUGCAAUGUAUGUUAAUCACCAUGGGCACACUUACAGCUGCAGCCACAUCAUGGCAGAGACUUUCAACAAAAACUACACAAAGUCAAUUUGAUUUUAAUCAGCAAAUGGACUAAAUACACUGGUGUAGACAGACCUGCUACUGGCAAAAUAGCUUCCCCCUGCCCCAAGCUGUACCCAGGUAGGAUAAAUAGUUUAGAAUAAGGGGAAAAAAAGCUUAGUGUAAAGUAAAGAGCUCAAAAUUAAUGUAAGCAGUUUCUGAAGCAAUAAGCCCCUCUAUGGCUAUUUACAGACAUCACAUCUCUGAGACUCUAAAUUGCAGUCAAGGUACUAGUCAGCACUUAAAGUCCAAUUCUAUGCUCCUAGGGCUUCAUCUUAACACCUUUUAGUAGGAACAGGGUGCUUUAAUAUCUGGAGUAUGACUAUGGGGUAGUGAUGAGGCCAGUGUUUGUAGAAGUUAGGGUGGCCAUGCCAACAGCUAACCAUGAAAUCUUCCAAUUCUAAAAGUGGAGGGCUAGAAAGGAUCUUGAGUGUUUGUAUGAAGGUGGGGAGGUAAUUAUCCUGCUCUCAGUACUCCUGCUGAGGCCUCAUUAGGGCUAAGUCCAGUUCUUUAGGAAAUUGGAACCUAUGGGAGAACAAAGUGAUCAAAAAGGUUAGAACUGUGCAUGCUUAGUCUUGAGGAAAGGUAAUAGUUAAGGGCAGUUUCAAAAAGGACAAUGUUCUGUGCCCACUGCAGUUACAACACUUAGUAAUAGGCUUAGUUUGCAGCAAGGGAGGUUUUGGUCAGUUUUUCCUAAUACUGAAACAAUCACCCUUGCUCCUGAGGACCCCUCUUACUACUUGUGCAUGUCCACUGUAUGUAGAACUGACUGACCAGCCCCUAGUAGUGAGACUGGUUAGGCCUGAUUUCCUUCCUCCCUCCCUCCCUACUUCCCUUGUGACAGUUUUGUAACAUCUGACUUGAGGACAGGUACAGUAAAAUAGCCUGGAUGAGUCUACACAAGCAACCCCAGGUUCUGACUUUAGGCUUAAGUAAACAGUGAGUGCAUGGGAUAUUUCAAUUGGCACUUUUAUUCCAGCACUGAAAGCAAACAGCUGUAUUUGAACAUUAAGGUUUCUCUGAUUCAAGGUAUUAGAAAAGACAAUAAAAAGAUAUCCACUAAA